AGAAAACAUAAUGUCUCCCACUAACCAAAGUUGGGGGGAAAAAUACCAUUAUCAUUCAAUACAAAUAAUUGCACUGUAUUUUUCAGCUUUUUUUCCCGCCAAGCCGCCAAUCACCUGGUCUGGACCAGCAGACGUCAUUUCCUCAAGCAGUGUUUUUGACAAGUUGACUCUCUGUCACCGGUGAAUAAACCACAGCAUCAUGACACUCGAGGACUUCGAAAAAUCCCUUGCUGAGGACCGGGAGCGACGGCACGAGAGGAGCGAUCGUGAUCGGCAUCGCGACCGGGAUAGAGACCGCAGCAAGGAUCGCUCUUCCAGACAUCACCAUCACUCUUCGCGCCAUCACCGCCGCCAUUCGUCGAGAUCGAGGGACCGAGGAACUGAACGGAGCGAAGCAACCGGACACCGACAUAAGCGGUCACGCCAUUCGGAUCGCAAAGACGACCAUGACCAUGACCAUGACCACAAGCGUCGACAUCGGCGCGAACGUACAAGCAAAGACCAGGAGGAGCCACAAGUGACGAGACAGGUCGUACAGGAGGAGCCGAGUCAGUUGAAGCGAGAUUCAUGGAUGGAGGGUCCAUCGGCGCUGGACAUCGAUUACGUGCACCGACGUCAAUCCACACGUCUCGAGGAGGAACCCAAGCCGACGAUGCUGCAAGCCGAUUUUGAACUGAAGAUCCACCAGCGGGAGCUGAAUGACCACCUACGAGACCUGCGGGAUGGGAAAUCUGCCGAGAACGUGGAAGAUGAGCCGGCGCAACAUGAAGUUGACUAUACGUUUGGCGAUGCGGGCUCUCAAUGGAGAAUGACCAAGCUCAAGGCUGUGUAUCGAGAGGCAGAUGAAAGUGGACGAUCGGUCGAGGAGAUUGCCGUCGAGCGCUUUGGCGAUUUACGUUCUUUUGAUGACGCUCGAGAGGAGGAGGUUGAGCUUGAUCGCCGAGAGAGGUACGGAGAAGACUACGUCGGCAAGGUGAAGCCGUCUGGGGAGCUCUUUCAAGAACGGAAGUUGAAAGAGGGUAUGCGCCGGCAACCAGGCGAGCAUACACGAAGCCCGGAGAAGGAGUUAGAGACGCAAGGGCAGGGCUCCAUCAUGGAGACGGAGGCUCCGCAGAGGACCACGCAGCAUCUUGACCUGACAGCUCUCAACAAAAUGAAGGCAGAGAUGAUGAAGGCGAAGCUGAGGCGCGCCCCGAAUGCUACUGAGCUUGAAGACCGGUACAAUGCUGCGGCUGCCGCCAUGGCCAACCGCAAGGAGUCCGAUGUGGUAGUCCUCGGAGUGAUGGAGAAUCGGAUGCUGUCUGGCAAACGCAAUGAAGUCAAGCCUGUCGAGACUAAGAGAGGUCGGGAACGAGGCCAGGUCGAAGAGAAUGAAGAUAUGAGUAUCGAAGACAUGGUUCGAGAGGAAAGACGGACGCGCGGUCAGAUGGGAGGGGAUGGUCAACGGUUUGCUGAGAGGAUCGCUCGAGAUGCUAAAUUCGAGAAUGAUCUUGAAUACAUGGAUGAUAAUGCAUCCAAACUGGCCCGGCGAGUCCAGCGAUCGGAAGUCAACAUCAAAAACGCCACCAUCAGCGAGUUCCAGAAAAUGAACCGCAUACUCGACAACUGUCCUCUAUGCCACCAUGAAGACACUAACACGCCUCCAAUUGCGCCAGUCGUCUCACUUGCAACUCGGACCUACCUGACUCUACCUACGGAGCCCGAGCUCAGCGAAGGGAGCGCCAGCAUCAUCCCCAUCCAGCAUCGGGCCAAUCUGAUGGAAUGUGACGACGACGAGUGGGAGGAGAUUCGCAACUUCAUGAAAAGUCUUACACGCAUGUACCACGACCAAGGGCGGGAUGUUAUUUUCUACGAAAACGCUGCGCAGCCGCAACGCAAGAAACACGCUUCCAUGGAAGCCGUGCCGCUUCCGUACAGUCUUGGGGAGACAUCUCCCGCGUUCUUUAAGGAGGCAAUCCUGGCGGCCGACUCGGAGUGGACGCAGCACCGCAAGCUCAUCGACACCCUGGCCAAGGCUAGGCAAGGGCUGGGCCGGAACGCUUUCCGCCGCACGCUGGUGAAGGAGAUGCCCUACUUCCACGUCUGGUUUGAGCUAGACGGCGGGCUUGGCCACGUUGUCGAAGACGAGCACCGUUGGCCGCGCGGCGACCUCUUCGCCCGGGAGGUCAUCGGCGGCAUGUUGGAUCUCGCGCCGGACGUGAUCAAGCGCCAGGGACGCUGGAACCGCGGCGGCGAUCGUCGGGUUGACGGGUUCAGGAAGCGAUGGAGGAAGUUUGACUGGACUAGGGUUUUGGUCGAGGGGUAAUCUAUCAUGUAUAUAUGAUGUUUUUCAUUAAUGAUACUCCGUGCUCCAUCUUAUUCCCUUUUUCGAAGCAAUGCAACUCUAUAGAUUGUCCAAUUUCCAC
Molecule: messenger RNA, 2405 nt
Organism: Penicilliopsis zonata CBS 506.65
Lineage: Eukaryota; Fungi; Ascomycota; Eurotiomycetes; Eurotiales; Aspergillaceae
Exons: 2
Coding region: 200-2305 (701 amino acids)
Biological process (GO): mRNA splicing, via spliceosome
Cellular component (GO): post-mRNA release spliceosomal complex
Source: RefSeq, a predicted model, not a curated record